AUGCUUUCGCUUAUCUCUAUAAACCCUUCAUCUGUAUCACUUCUUGAAACCACCAACCAGGAUCAAAAAUUCGACUAUCACGAACAUUUAUCACCGUCCUCACCAUCUCAUCCAUUAGCGACCCUAUUCAAUGAUUUCGGUUUUGUCAAUGCCGCCACCUUCUUCACCGCCAUCAGCCACCACCGGAACCCUAGAAUCAAUCUCAUAAAUCAGCCACUGUCGGAACUCUGGGUGACACUUGAUUUUAUGGGAUUUCCGAAGUAUUAA
Messenger RNA from Lactuca virosa, 267 nucleotides. The record is from the annotation of a GenBank genome assembly. Lineage: Eukaryota; Viridiplantae; Streptophyta; Magnoliopsida; Asterales; Asteraceae.